AAUUUUUAAUAUAACCUGUAUAUAUCGCGCAUCCUUCGUGUGUAUGUGUGUAUGCGCGCGCGUCUCUGCCUCCUUGUCGUGAAAUAGUGUGAUAGCUGCAAACGAUUGUCAGUCAUAGUAAUAAUGUCAUGAUAUUAUUCUGCAGGAGACACACCACCAUUGAGUUUGUAAUAUUUGAUAUCGAAUGUGCGGCUGGAGACAUGAGGUCGGCUUCACUUGUUCAUUGUGAUAAUUGAGUAUUUUAUUGUCGAAGUAAUUAGGAUUUAGUAGAACGUUGGCGUAGAUUAACGUUGAUUAAACAACGGUAAAUCUCAUUUUAACAAACAGAUAUUUACUUAAGUAGUUUGGUAGAAACACAUAACACAUUGAUUCACUGUUUGUGUCUGAAAACGAAUACCAGAUGCCAUUGGCAUUAAAGAUAUAUCAUCAAUAUCUAUCAUGUUUUAUGAUCUUAGAAAAGGUUUCACAGAAAAAUGAGAAUUAUUCCUUAUGAGUGACAUUUCUUUCCUUCUUUACCUGGAAUAUGUACAAAAUGAUUUUGUUCCAAUUAAAUUUGCAAAAACUAUCAACAUUGCAAUCCUUUUCUGAGAUAUACGGAAAUAAAAGCUAGUGGAAAUACUACAAUGGAAAAGUUUUUAUCAACACAGGAAUAAAGUAAAAAUAGUAAAAGGUAUCCAUAUAUUGUUGUGAGUAAAGAAAAUAUUAUACAAGGAUGAAUUUUCCUGAAGAAUUGUCAAAAGAGAUAGAGGAAACAUCAUACCACUGUGAUAUCUGUAAAAAGUCAUUCUCUCUGAAAGGUAACCUUGCUACUCAUAAAUGUAUUGACAAAGAAGAGAAAGCAGAGAUACGAUAUCAUUGUGAUAUCUGUGGGAAAUCGUUCACUGUAAAAAUGAACUUAACUGAACAUAAACAUAUACAUACAGGAGAGAAACCACACAACUGUGAUGUCUGCGGUAAAUCAUUCGCUCGAAUAUGUACGUUAAUUACUCACAAACAUCUCCAUACUGGAGAGAAACCUCACAGCUGUGAUAUUUGUGGUAAAUCAUUCACUGUAAAAAUUAACUUAACAGAACAUAAACAUAUACAUACAGGAGAGAAACCACACAACUGUGAUAUCUGCGGUAAAUCAUUUGCUCGAAUACGUACGUUAAUUACUCACAAACAUCUCCAUACUGGAGAGAAACCUCACAGCUGUGAUAUUUGUGGUAAAUCCUUUUCCCUAAGAGGUCACUUAGCCUGUCACAAACGUACUCAUACAGGUGAAAAGCCAUAUCACUGUGAUAUCUGUGGUAAAUCAUUCUCUCAGACUAAUAGCCUAACCAACCAUAUACGUAUUCAUACAGGAGAGAAACCAUAUCAGUGUAAUAUUUGUGGUGAGUCAUUCUCUGAAAGGGGUAAUUUGACUAAACAUAAGUAUAUUCAUACAGGAGAGAAGUCAUAUCACUGUGAUAUCUGUGGAAAAUCAUUCUUUCAAAGAGUUCAUUUAAAUACUCACAGACGUAUUCAUACAGGAGAGAAGCCAUAUCACUGUGAUAUCUGUGGUAAAUCAUUUUAUGAUGGAAGUGCAGUAACUUCUCACAAACGUAUUCAUACUGGGGAGAAGCCCUAUCCCUGUGAUAUCUGUGAUAAAUCAUUCACUGAUGCUAGUAAAUUAACUAAACACAAACGUACUCACACAGGAGAGAAACCAUAUCCCUGUGAUAUCUGUGGUAAAUCAUUCACAGAUGGAAGUACUUUAACUGUUCACAAACGUAUUCAUACAGGGGAAAAACCAUAUCACUGUGAUAUCUGUGGUAAAUCAUUCUCUCGGACAAGCCAGUUAACAAUACACAAGAGGCGCGUUCAUACAGGUGAGAAACCAUAUCCCUGUGAUAUCUGUGGUAAAUCAUUUAUUGAUAGAGGUGGAUUAACUGUUCACAAACGUAUUCACACAGGGGAAAAACCAUAUCAGUGUGAUAGCUGUGAUAAAACGUUCACUUAUGCAACUGCAUUAAAUAUUCACAAAUAUAUUCAUUCAGGCGAAAAACAAUAUCGCUGUGAUAUUUGUGGUAAAACAUUCUCUGGAACAAGUGAAUUAAUGAUACACAAGAGACGCAUUCAUUCAAGAGAGAAACCACAUCCCUGUGAUAUCUGUGGUAAAUCAUUCACUUAUUCAAGUGCAUUAACUGUUCAUAAACGUAGUCACACAGGGGAAAAACCAUAUCACUGUGAUAUCUGUGGUAAAUCUUUCUCAUAUGGCAGUACAUUACCUGUUCACAAACGUAUUCAUACAGGGAAAAAACCACAUCACUGCGAUACUUGUGAUAAAUCAUUCCCUUAUGCAAGUGCAUUAACUCUUCAUAAACGUAUUCAUUCAGGAGAAAAACUAUAUCAUUGUGAUAUCUGUGGCAGAUCAUUUACAUAUCGAAGCACAUUAACUGUUCACAAACGAAUUCAUUCUGGAGAAAAACCAUAUCACUGUGAUAUCUGUGGAAAAUCAUUCUCUCAAACAAGUCAGUUAACAGUUCACAAGAGACGCAUCCAUACAAGCGAGAAACCAUAUCAUUGUGAUAUCUGUGGUAAAUCAUUCACUGACGGAAGUUCAUUAACUGUUCACAGACGUAUUCAUACAGGUGAAAAGCCAUAUUCAUGUGAUAUCUGUGGUAUAUCAUUCUGUCGAACAAGUCAGUUAACAAUACACAAGCGACGCAUUCAUACAGGAGAGAAACCAUUUUACUGCGAUAACUGUGGUAGAUCAUUCACUGACAGGAGCUCGUUAACUGCUCAUAAACGGAAUCAUUCGAACGAGAAACCAUAUCACUGAUAUCUUUGAUAAAUCAUUCAAUGGAAAAAAGUCAUUUACUGAUUCAGCUGAGAUGCAUUCAUACAAAAGAGAAAUCGUGAUUACAAUGUUUGUGGUAAAUUUUUGUAGAUCGAAGUACAUUAACUGGUCAAAAAUGUAUUCAUACAGGUCAGAAGCUGUAUAAUGUUAUCAUCAUGUGGUGUUCUUUAUUCCAUGCUAGCAUGGGUGGGACAGUUUGACUAGAGCUGGUAAACUGUGGAGCUGUACCAGGUUCCAGUCUGUUGUAUCUAUGGUAAAUUGUUCUGGCUUGAUUAGGCUCGUACUUUUUCAUACAGGUGAGAAAUCAUACUACAGUAAUAUCUGUGGUGAAUGACUAUGAAAGGUAUUAUUUAACUAAAGACAAUUACGCUCUCACAGGAAAGAAGUUAUAUUACUGAAAUGUUACACCAUUCUCUGAGAUGUCAUUUAUGAGGGUGGGGUGCUGUAAAGGCUUUAAGGGUGUUGCAAAGGGCCUGGUUGGAGGCCCCACCUUCUGAGUUCUUUUUCUGGACUUAGAAAAACUGAAAGACCACUGCAAUAAAUGUGUGUAUCUGUUAUGUCUCAAGCUACUGCUAUCUAGCACCUUCGGAUGAUCUCUGCUCAACCGCUACACGACUGCUCCUCGUUGGCUACUCAACUCCCCUACUACGGCCAGACUACCUCUAUUUAUAUGUCUUGGGCGAUCCUACUUCUUCGCUUAUGGGUGUCAACACAACAGAAUCAGAGGUGAAUGUUGAAUAAAAUAUUAAUAGCUGAUCCUUCUGUAUUUUCUUUUAUCCAAAGCCAGGAACAUUUCAGCGCUCGUUUGUAACUAUUCACAGAUGUAUUGAUACUGGAAAGGAACCCAAUCAGUGUGGUAUUUGUGGUAAAUCUAUCUUCCCAAACAGUGAUGUAAUUAAGCAUAAACUUAUACAGGGGAAUAAUCAUAUCACUGUAAUAUCUGUGGCCCAUUGCUCUGCGUUAAUUACUCAUGAAUGCAUUCAUACAGAAAUAAAAACAUGUUACUAUGAUAUCUGUGGUAAAUCAUUUUAUCAAAAUAGUCAUUUAACUAAAAACAAAUGUAUUCAUUCCAAAGACAAUCUAUACCACAUUGAUAUCUGUGGCAAAUCACUUUCCCUAUGAUUUUUUUAAUGUAUUGUAUUGAUUAUUCAAUGAUUUGGUGUACUGAAAAUGAAUUAUGUUUUAGAAUGAUUGAGUAGUUGUUCAUUUUUGUUUCCUCCUGUAUUCUUUCUUGCAUGGGAAUAAACCUCUUACCUCUUUAUAUAUCCACUAUAUAAAUGUAACUAUACGUGGAUAUGUGUGUGUUUAGCCCCGAAAGGCUCUGAAAUGGUAUAUUCUUGAGAAAAACGAAUUUUAUUUUUGAAAUCUAUGUCCCAAAGAGUGAUGAAACGUGGAAGGUAACAGGUAGUCAUGGGAUGUGUCAGAAACAGCAGCUCAACCUCUCUUAAAAUCACAUGUCUUUUCAUUUGAAAAGUAUUUUAAAAUUAU
Molecule: messenger RNA, 4309 nt
Organism: Octopus bimaculoides (California two-spot octopus)
Lineage: Eukaryota; Metazoa; Mollusca; Cephalopoda; Octopoda; Octopodidae
Biological process (GO): regulation of DNA-templated transcription
Molecular function (GO): RNA polymerase II cis-regulatory region sequence-specific DNA binding; DNA-binding transcription factor activity, RNA polymerase II-specific
Source: RefSeq, a predicted model, not a curated record